Messenger RNA from Poecilia latipinna (sailfin molly), 2587 nucleotides. RefSeq names its product SAS-6 centriolar assembly protein (gene sass6). Bases 716 to 2389 code for a protein of 557 amino acids. Gene Ontology annotation, biological process: centriole replication; spermatogenesis. The transcript has 15 exons. The record is from RefSeq and is a predicted model, not a curated record. Gene Ontology annotation, cellular component: centriole; centrosome. NCBI's taxonomy places the organism in Eukaryota, Metazoa, Chordata, Actinopteri, Cyprinodontiformes, Poeciliidae.
GUGACUUGCGCUGAAGUAAAUAUUCAUGCUUCUGGGAAAUAGCGCCUCCUUCACUUCUGGAUUGCAAUGGUCCUAUUUCCAAAUAAGGUUUGAGACUGACAGUGGUCCGUCCCCUCCCCUUUCCGUUUGCUGCAGCGAGCAUAGACAGUGAGGUCCUCCUGCAACGAAGUGUACUUGGUGCCAGAUCCACCGGUUUGUUUAUUUAUUGAAUAAAUUCAUUAAUUUUCAAUCUGACACAGAAGCUGCGGUAUAUGUCACCGAAUUAGUGACGGAUGUAUGUAUUUAGGGGUUUUUUCUUGUUUGUUUUGUUUUGUUUUUGGUUCAAAAUAAAAUAAUUAAUUUUCAGUCUGACACAAAAGCCGUGCCAUACGUCAAAGAAGUUAGAAGUUGCCGUUAUUAGCAGUAGCUGGUUGUGGCACCCCGUGCCAGGUUGCGGCAUGCCACUGGCUGGUCUGGUGCCGGUGCCACGAUUUGAACCUGCUGUCUCUCCUAUUGGAUGCUGAAGUUUUAGUGUAAAUCACUUAACAAAUAUUGCAGUCCUUUGCAUUUGUUAUGCUGAAAACAAUAUAGCGAUGAUGACUGCAAUUUGAUGCAUCUACAGCUUUAAUCAGAUUAGUUUACUUACUCUUUAGCUUUGCUUUAUAUCCAAGCAAAGCCAGGCUAAAGGUAACUGGGUAACUUGGCUUCAUUUUACAGGAAAGCAAAUGUCCGUGUCAUGAUUGAGUUGUCAACUACUCCAGUUCACAGAAGGGAUCUUCUAGUAAAGUUAACUGAUGAUACAGAUCCAUAUUUUCUUUUCACCCUUCCUAUAUCAGAAGAAGACUUCCAAAGUUUGAAAGUGCAGCAGGGCCUGUUGAUAGACUUUGCAUCAUUUCCUCAGAAGUUUAUUGACCUGCUUAACCUGUGUAACUUGGAGCAAGACUCGGACAAUCCCAGGUUUCUCCUUCAUUUGACAUGCCAGUCUACUAUGGUCGAGGGCUGUGCCACCUUCAGCAUAGUGGAGACAAAUGCUUUCAAACACCUGAACCACUUAUCUCUGCGGCUUAUUCAAGGCUCAGAGAAAGAAGUGAAAGAAUAUUUGGCAGCCUGUCUGGCAUCUUUGAAGGCAGAAAAGCAGGCUUUAGACAGGAAGUUCAAGGAGACUGAAGAUGAUCUGUGUAGGCAGCUGAGUUAUACUCAGCAGACUCUGUCUGAAAAGACUAAAGAGCUGGAGAAACUGCGGUCAGAGUGGACGAAUAAGACCAGCUCGCUUUCUAGCCGUCAUUCUGAGGAGUUGCAGUUAGAGAGGGAGAAAAUUUUAGAGUUACAAAGCAGAUUUCAACAGGAGACAGAGCGACUGCGUCAGGACCUGGAAGCUGCUCAUAGGAAGAGCUCCCAGCAGCUCCAAAGUAGAGUGACUGAUCUGGAGACUUCCUGCAGAGAGCUGACUGAGAGGAGGUAUAAGAAUGAGUCCAUCAUCCGAGACCUAAAAAUCAAACUAUCAGGGUCUGAAGAGGAAUGCCAGCGUUUAAAGCAGCAGGUCCUGAGUCUCAGGAGGGAGAACAGCACUCUUGAUACAGAGGUCCAUGAAAAGGAGCGUGUAGUGAGCCAGCUGCAGGUCAGAGUGGCUGUUCUGGAGCAGGAGGUCAAAGAUAAGGAGAUGGUGAUGUACCGCACCAAGGAGGUGUUGGAGGCCACUCAGCAGCAGAAGGAGUCAGUGGAAGAAAGUGCAGAAAAUAAGGAAGUGCAGUUGAGAAAACUUGAAGCAACAGUAAAAUCGCUGUCAGAAGAGCUGCUAAAGGCUAAUGGGAUAAUCCAGAAACUGCAAGGAGAGGUACGAGUUCUUGUUGGAAAAGUAAAGGUCAAAAAUACUGUGACUGUGUCACAGGAAAAGGUUCUUCGAGAGACACAAACUAAACUUGAAAGUGUUGACAAGGAUCUACAGAGUGCUCAGAGGCAGCUCCUCAGUAAGGAAGAGAAGGUCAAAGAACUGGAGGAGCAGUUGGAAAUGACUUUACAAAAGCUAAAUGAAAGCAAAGAAGUUUUAAAAACAAAUGAAAAUGUUAUAAACUGGCUUAAUAAGCAGCUAAAUGAAGUUCAACUAUCCAAAAAGUCACUUCCUGCUGAACCUCUGGACACGUCUCCAGGAUUAUCCACACUAACGGGACUCAGGGUGCAGUUUCACCCUCAGCCUGGUAAACCUGCUGUCUUGUCAGACGCUACUCCUGCUGAGCACAGAGUUCAGCUGACGCUCAACAGACAGUUUGGAGACUCUGCUGGUCUGGAUCCCAAGUACUUCAGCAGCAGAGAGGAUGGCAUCCCAGCCUACUCUUUAUCAUCAAACAUUAUCCAAAGAGAGUUGGCCUUGAAAACAAAGCCUUCUGGGACCUCUGCAUACUUCUCGUCAUGAGGAUGCCAGCUCUUCCUCUGGUGUCAUCCCAUGGGUCUAAGAGGUUUCCAUCAUAAACAAAACCAACGUGUUUUGGUGUUUUUAUUUUCCAAAGCCUUUUGCUCUUAUUUGGGAUUUCUUCCCCAUGUUAUUGUUGUUCAACUUGUUUUUGUGACUUUUUGGCUUCAAAUUAAAACUUUUCAAAAUGUUGAUCUUUCU